AAGAGUUAUAGUAAUAAGAAGAUGUUAGAUGUAGUAAAUCGAUAAAUAGCUGUAAGGGUUGCGCGCGUCGUCGCGUAACUUCGGGUUAAAACGUAAAAGUGGGGGUUUUCCAUAGUGAGAUGAUAUCAAGGGGUUGUUCGGUAAACGUUUUCCCAUCAAUUUUCCUCGCGGAUUAGAAUCAAUUUCUCAUCAUGAUCCAUGUUGAUGUGGGUUUUUAAUAAGUCGGUGAAAAUGUUUGAUUCGGUAAUUCGGGGAUGUUCGCAGUGGCGUCGCAAGGGGUUGUUGUACGGUAGCGACACCAUUCGGGAAAACUGAAGUGGUGGCGGUUUCAUUGCGCAAGCUACUACGUUACCUCGUCCUAAAAAUAGAUUUAGGAAGUCGGGUGUGUACUCGAACGCGUUCGGAGAACCGCGACGGCUCCGGUUUCCACUUAUUUUCCCGGAACCGUUAAGACGCGUAUACCCGGUUUUCCGUACGGAUUUCGGGGGCCCGGUUUUUCCGGGGGGUGAGUUCCCCGGCUAUUUUUUAACCGGUGGGCGAUCGAUCGACUUCAAAGGUCCAGUAGAAAAGCAGCCCCCCUUUUCUGCCGAACUGUUAUCAAGGCAACAUAUUUAAAUGUACAAUAGGAAUGUGAUUUGAUAAAGGGAAAAUUCGUGUAAAAAAUGUCGAGGGUUUUUAAAAUCCCGAUUCUAGUUAUUUUCCUGCUCGUCUCAAUGCUUGUGUUGCCGGUUACUUUGGAACAGGACGAAGACAUUCCUCAUAACGAAGUAAAAAAUUGGGCGUUAAAGUUUGGUGUCGACCUCUGGGAAUACGGCAGGCAACUGACAAGAAUGAACGAAUUGCAGAGAAAAUAUCAUGAAGUUGAAUUGGAUAUAGAAAGAAAAGAUGGGUUAUUGCUUAUCCGGGAAAUGGCAGCUGAAGUCAAGAACAUGAUGGACUUUAAGAUGAGUGCAGUGAUGCGAAUUAUGGAUUCUGCCGAACAAAUUGCAUUAACACCUCAAAAUGAUAAUGGAAACAUAAAAUAUUUCAAUGCAAAAAAGUUAAAUAUUUUCGGGCACGAUGGAAAACCCGCUGAUGGUUCGCGGGAGAUGAUGUUGACGGCAAAUCCUCAUUUUGAUUAUUUACCAGUAAACACUUCGUUUAGUUCGGUUCUUAUUCCAAGUGAUAUUCAUGAAUCAGAUCCUGAUGUGAUUAAUUCAAUUCAACGUUCUGAACAUUUAGAUCCGUUAUUUGUUAAUAAUUACGAAGACGAUCCAUCUUUAUCAUGGCAAUAUUUCGGAAGUUCUUCCGGUUAUUUAAGAAGAUAUCCUGCCAUCGCUUGGCCACCAGAAGAAAUGUCUACUGCUUGGCAACGCUCUUCCGAAGAUAGAAAUGUUUAUGAUUUUCGCCGCACUGCUUGGUAUGUUACAGCAGCAACAUCGCCAAAAGACAUCGUAAUUUUAGUGGAUUCAUUAACGGCAUCUAGUGGAAGACAUUUGGCAAUAACAGACGCAAUAGUUACGGCUAUUUUAGACACGUUAACUAACGAUGAUUUCGUAAAUAUUUUCAAAUUUUCCGAAAUCGCCGAAGAAAGCGUUCGGUGUUUCCAAGAUGUUUUGGUGCAAGCCAACAAUGAAAAUAAACGUUGGUUGAGGGAAUCUAUAAAAAGUCUUCGAGCCGAUGACAUUGAUAAACAAGAUUUUACUAACGCUUUAAUUAAAGGAUUUGAAAUUUUGCACAAAUAUAAUAGAACAGGACAAGGAUGUCAAUGCAACCAAGCUAUAAUGUUAAUCACCACUGAAGCUUCCUCAAAACAUAAAGAAUUGUUCAAGAAGUACAAUUGGCCACAUAAACCAGUCAGGAUUUUUACCUAUUUGGUUGGAUCUGAAAGUGCGAGCGUUGAAGAUCUGCAUUGGAUGGCUUGUAGCAAUAAAGGUUACUACACACGAGUGUCGAAACCUGAUGAGGCAAAGCAGCAAGUGUUGCGUUACAUUGAAGUCAUGGCUCGACCUGUUGUUAUGUAUCAAAACGAUCAUCCCAUUCAAUGGACGUCUGCUUACGUUGGAGGAAGAAAGGAUAGUUUAGGUGGUGGAAAUCAAGGACAACUAAUGACAUCUGUCACAACGCCUGUUUUCGAUAGAAGAAAUCAUUCGAUGCGCGCUGCUAAUAUCUUAGGAGUAGUUGGAACGGACGUUUCUGUGGAACAAAUUAAGAAACUCGUGCCUCCAUAUAAAUUGGGUGUAAACGGUUACUCUUUUAUCGUAAACAACAACGGGCACGUUUUGUAUCACCCAGAUGUUAGGCCCUUGUACGGAAAUAGACAGUACGAAAGCACUUUAGAACCGACUUACGUUACUGUUGAUUUAUCCGAGUUAGAGCUAGUCGAAGCGGAAAAUGGGCCUAGAGAGAAUCACUCGGCACUUCUUGAGUUAAGACACGAUAUGAUUGAUCAAAAAGAAGGCGAGACCGAGUUAACAGUGAAAAUUCAUUAUGAUAAUAUGAGACGAGUUACAACACGUCGCCAUAAAUAUUUUUACAACCCCAUUGAAGGAACACCAUUUUCUUUGGGGUUGGCAAUUCCGGAAGGUUAUGGAAUGUAUCAAUUAAGAGCUGAACAAGAAGUAAAAAGAAGUCAGAAGAAUGUUGAAGAAUAUUUCAAAGGAAAUAAUUGGAAAGUUCAUCCAGAUUGGGUUUAUUGUGAAUAUACAAAUGGGCCAUCUGGUGGCGAUCAAGGAUUUAGUACAGCUGAAGAACGAGUUCUUCAUUUUCUUUCAAGAAGUAGAAGGCCGGGGUGGAAAUGGAUGUCUUUAAGACCAAGAUCGCCAUCGCAAAGGGAUCAUUACCAUCCAACUAAUAAACAAGAUAAAGAUGCGUAUUAUUGUGAUAAAACUUUGUUGCAAUCGCUGGUGUUGGAUGCAAUGGUUACUGAAGAAUUAGAAAGACAUGCUUCGAGACCACCUUACACUGAAGAAAAUAAUCACCCGAUUGCAACACUUUUGGUUUUAUUGCAAAGUCAAGGCUUCCAUAUGUUCGGAUUAACGCUAUCGUUCGUUGCUACAAGAAGUGGAUUAUUACGAUGGACGGAUCAUACUCCACCGGAACAAAACCAACAACAUUUUAGUCAAAGUAAUGUAAGAGCGAUAGAUGAAGUUUGGUACAAAAGAGCGGUUGAUCAGCACGCGAUUGAACCUGAAAGUUUUGUCUUUUCCGUACCUUUCGAUGUCAAAGCAACCUCUAAGUCUUUAGUAACAGCCACUCACGCGGUUUUUGUUGAACACGGUGGUCAUCGAGCUCCGGCUGCUGUUGUUGGGUUGCAAUAUCAACACAGCACUUUGGCUUCCCAUUUUAUUAACAUUACUUCCGCGUGCACCGGUCCUUCUGCUUGUCGCAAAACUUGUGCCAGUACUGAAUUGGAUUGUUAUAUCUUAGAUAAUAAUGGGUUCAUUAUUAUUUCUGAAAAUUCUGAACAUACCGGAGUAUUUUUUGGGCACAUCGAUGGGACCAUUAUGGAUUCUUUAGUUCAAGAUAGAAUUUAUAAUAAGGUUACUGUUUAUGAUUACCAAGGAAGCUGCGCUAGCAAACGCGAUUAUUUCAGCGGAUCUGCAACACCAAUUAAAAAAGCAUCGUUCCUAAAUAUCUGGUUAACAAACUUCCUAACUUUUUGGGCUGGUAUUAUACAUUACGUACAAGGAAUAGCCAUAUCAUAUACUCAAGACCCAGAUGCAUAUCUCGAUUACGAUCCCGAUGAUAUAUAUCGACCGGACGAUAUUGUGGAUGAAUCCGAGAUCGGUCAUACACAUUAUACAAUUUCAAAUGGUCCAACUUACAUAUCGGAUAAUGACGCACAAAUGGAUAACAUGGAUAGAAGUGAAGAUACCGUCCGACCGUGCGAUAGGAAAGUUGAUUUGUACGUGUUGCAACCUGAUAGAUUAAAUACUAGUGGACAAAGCAAUCCGUUGAAAGGAAAAUUAACUAAUUGUCAUGUAACAGGAUGUGAAAGACCAUUUAGUGUACAAAAAGUACCACAUAGUAAUUUAAUAUUGCUCGUUGUGGAUACAUUGUGCCCAUGUGGUAGUAAACAAUUAAGUAUUACGCCUCAAGAAUUAAUUUAUGAUAAUGGUAAUGGAAGGUGUUUACAUAAACCUAAAGAGAGUUUGUACAGAAGGCGCCCACCAAAGUGUAUUAAUUAUCAUCCGGAGGAGAUUGAAAUUUCUCUUUGCGGUUCAGUAUCGCGUGUAACGUCGGCAUUCGGCGUGUUUACAACGUUAACAAUAACGUUAUAUUUAAUCCUGUCGUGAUUUACUAUAGAAGAGUCGUACGUUCUGUUGGCGUGAUCUGAGAAAGUUGCGUGACGAAAAUUUUAAAAGAAUAAUAAAAAAAAAGUUGUAAGAAAGAAAAAAAUAAUUAAAAAAAAUGUAAUACAGAAAGUAUAUUUAAAAAAAAGUAUCUUCAAAUAUUUGUAACUCUAGUUAAAGUUUUUUAUAUAAUUUAUAUUUGAUAAGUGUCGUUUUUCUUUUUCAGCGUAUUUUGUACAUAUCAAGCAUAAACCGAUGUGUUGUUAAGCGGCCACUAUUAGAGAUAAAUGUGAAAGGGUAAAACACAGUGAUGACAAUAACUACUUAGGUUGACAAAAAAGACUUUCGAAAAUCUGACAAAAAAAAUUUAUCAAAAAAAAAAUAUAAUUAUUAUUAUAAUAAUAAAGAUGAAAAAAGGACAGUAUACACACGUAUAUACAUAUAUAUACAUUCACGCGAUCAUAUUGUAUAGAUUAUACACCCGUUAUAUAUGUAUAUAGGUUGAAGUUUUGACGUCAAUGUACAUAUCGUGGCUUUGUGCGUAAUUAACAAAACUAGUUAAAAGAAAAAAACUUAAAACUGUAAGAUCCCCUUCCCUUUUUCCUUCGGGCAUAGUAGUGAAUUAAAUCUUUUUUAGCUAUUUAAAUAGCUUCACUACUAUUGCGAACAGCGUCGAGUUCUCAAACCGCCAAUUGGAUAAUAUACCGUGUGAACAAAAUAUUCAAACAGUAAAUAAAAUACGUUUAGGUUCAAUAUGUAUACAUACUCGUUGAGGGUUUUUGGAAGUCGCGUUAUACUUCCAACUUCCUAUUUAAAAAAAAAAACAUGAAAUGUAACUCUAACUGUAAUUUAAGCUUUGGGCUUAAGUAUAACAUUAAAUUUACCGGAGAUAAACUAAAAAUGAGAAGAAAAAAUAUGAUGAUGAUGAUCCUACAAUAUAGUAAGUUUGAUACAUCAAUUUUUAAGAUAGACCAUAUCAAUGGAAAAAUGUAACUACGUUAUAACGCUAAAACCGAGUCUUCCAAUAAACAAAUAAUAAAUUGUAAGUUAUGUAAAAUUGUAGAAAAGAUGUUAGCGUUUAAAAAAUAUAUAUUGAUUUUUUCCGGUCGCUGGAAACAGUUUUUAUGCCUUAUCGUUUUCUCUUUAUCUUGUACAUCGGUUAUUACGUAUAUUGUCGUAAUAGACCUAUUACACUCUUAUCUAAAACAAAUUGCAUAGAUUUAAUUAAAUUAUACUAUAUUUA
Messenger RNA from Onthophagus taurus, 5517 nucleotides. RefSeq names its product voltage-dependent calcium channel subunit stolid (gene stol). The record is from RefSeq and is a predicted model, not a curated record. Gene Ontology annotation, molecular function: voltage-gated calcium channel activity. Gene Ontology annotation, cellular component: voltage-gated calcium channel complex. Lineage: Eukaryota; Metazoa; Arthropoda; Insecta; Coleoptera; Scarabaeidae.